AGAUGGCGAUGGCGGCCCAGGAGGCGCCGGACGGCGGCGGCAGCUCGGCCAGCUCGGCCCCGCCGGAGGCCCUGGAGGCCGUGGCCGCGGAGUGGAUGCUGGAGUUCGCCUGCUCCUGCCUGUGCCGGCACUUCGCGGAGCAGAGCGAGGCGGAGUUCUGGCGGUGGAGGGACGUUGCUCAGGCUCUUAUUAGUGGCCUCUCCCAAAUACCUCCACAUCAGAAAAAAACAGUAUAUGUCUGCCAGCUUUUGAUAAGAAUUGCACAAGGAAAAAGCCUUGGAUUACACUUUGAACAUGAUCAAAGAAUUUCGCCUUUGGAAUCUGCUCUGUCUUUCUGGACUUUACUUGAAAGGGAAGAAAUUAAACUGGAAAAACUUCAUGAACAAAUUCGUCGCUUGAUUCAAAUUCAGAUUGUAGCAGUCCAUAUGGAAAACAGAUAUUUCAAGGAAGCUGCUGAAGUUCUUGAAAGGCUGUUCACAGACUCUGAAUCAGAUAAGCCUUUAAGGGUGAAGCUGGCAACCAUAAUUAAAACCAAGGAUCCAUAUGUUCCUCUUCUCCAAAGCUUCAGUUACAGUCAUUUGAUAAGUAAAAUCAAGUCCUACAUUGAACUUUUCAUGAAAGAAAAUGAAACUAACUUCUUAAUACAGGAAGCCACAAAACAUGUGGCAUCCAAAGGGUUGGGAGCAACAACAUUGCAAAACAGACCUGUGGAAGUCAAUGAAAAUGGCAAAAGUGAUUUGGAAACAAAGCAAAGAUUGGUGAAAGAGAAACAGUGUAUCACAAGUUGGUCAUCUGGAAAUAUAAAAAAACUCAUAGCAAGGAGACGUUCAAAAGGGAAGCCCAAAGAGAGCAGAGUUCUUCAGAGUCUUAACGACAUACAAAAUGUGGAAAACAAUGGAGUUUCUUUUGCAUGUAGCCGAAAAAGACAGAAAUGGACUCAAAAAGAAGACUUGGAGCUGAAAUCGGGAGUAAAGGAGUUUGGAGUGGGUAACUGGGCUAAAAUUUUGGCCCAUGGUAACUUCAACAACCGAACAAGUGUCAUGUUGAAAGACCGGUGGAGAACAUUGAGUAAGAUCAAACAAAGCUGAUUUGACUACAGGAACCAACUCUUCUUGACCUUUCCCUACAUGAGGACCUACUGUAGCUUUUCAGAAUAACAUCUUAUUUUAGUCUCAGAGUGUCCAGCACUGUUGCUGUCCUAAAACAUGAAACAGAAUAAUAAUAGGUAUAAAACAUUAAUGUAAGCUCACCUGCUCUGCUAAUGAUGACUUAAAUGUAAAGUCUGGCCUUUUUUGCUACAUGCAAUAACAGAUAACCUAGAUUCUGAAAUGUGAAAAUGUUUGCAGUGAUUGAAGAAAUGUCUGUUAUGUAAAUAGGGGUAUUAGAUCUGACUAGCAACAUCUUUAGUUUGAUGGAGGCUAAUAAAAAGUCAAGUGUUCUGUAUUUUUAAAGGGCUGUACCUCUUUUUAGAUUGACCUUUUCAUUAUUUUACUUCCUGCCAUAUAACCCAUUCUAAUUUGUUUUGCUUUGCUUUGAAAUUACGAUCAGACUUGACAUUUCUGUAAGUUUUACAAAAAAUACGUAUGUAUUAGUAUUGCUAAUUUUAUGAGAUGAUGGUUUGUUGGGGUUUUUUUCUGCAGUUAAAAAGUGCAAAUUCAUCUAAUGUUGUAUUUUCAAGUAACAAAGGGACUGGUUAUUUUUUUACAUGGAAAGGAACACUAUUGUACUAGCACUUAGCAUCUCUUGGUUAGCUUGUGCCACCUACCUUGUCUUGACAAGUGACUUCUUCCAGACCAGCAGGAAAGGGAAAGCUCAAAAACACAUGGCUGACGUGGGUCUCAAUAACGAGUCUACACUGUCAGUGACAGCAAAGAUGCACUUUAAUGGGGGUCACUAUCAAGGUUUCUGCUGGCUACUGCAACUCUGCUGCUCAAGGGAGAGUGGAACAGAUGGAUGAUGGCACUAGUCUGUAUCUCUGGAUUCAGAUAAUUUGGAAGAGAUUUCCACAAUCUCAGAAAAUUCAUGCUUUCCACUGUCAUACAGGUGUGAAUCUAGUGACUUGAACUAACACAAUACAGCAUUCUUUUAAAAGUGAAAUCUCUUGAAUUCAGAUGUUUCCUGUACCUUUUUUCUUGGCUAGGGGUUUUAUUUUCCAAGAACGUUAUAAGAAAAAGCACCUGUCUGAAUUGGUCAUAUUAAAACAAAGCUCUGAGAGAUAAUUUUCCCCAUUAAAAAGGAAAACAUAUAGUUGUGAAGUCUGAAAUGUUCAGAAAGUAUUAAGAUAAUCACUGCUUUCUGUUUUGGAGGCUUGCUUUCAUUACAUUAAAAUGGUAACAUGCAGUUCAAAGGCUGGUUUCACAACACAUUCUUAUUGUGGACAGAACCUCAAGCAGAUCACCUUCCUCAUUCUUGCCAAGACACUCAAUGGCUUCUUCCAGGAAGCCUUUAUGUUGCAUGGAAGUGCUGACUGUCUUAACAGGAAAUUUUCUCAACCUGCAUAGCACUCUUGCCAGCGCUCAGAUGUUGCAGGUUCCUAUACUAAUCAUUGUAGAUGAGCAAUUUUAACUAGUUAAUUUUUUUACUCUUAGCCAAGGCCUUAGUUACAAAAGACUCGUCUAGGUUCAUCUGCCAGAAAAGUUACACUGUCUAUUACUAAUAUGAAGUUCUGAGGAGACCAAUUCCUUAACAAAGCUGACUAGGGCUAUGUCUU
Messenger RNA from Passer montanus (Eurasian tree sparrow), 2710 nucleotides. It is a transcript of the gene TERF1, whose product is annotated as telomeric repeat binding factor 1. Gene Ontology annotation, cellular component: nucleus; chromosome, telomeric region. Lineage: Eukaryota; Metazoa; Chordata; Aves; Passeriformes; Passeridae. Gene Ontology annotation, molecular function: telomeric repeat DNA binding; protein homodimerization activity. Gene Ontology annotation, biological process: telomere maintenance. The record is from RefSeq and is a predicted model, not a curated record. Bases 3 to 1088 code for a protein of 361 amino acids. The transcript is spliced from 10 exons.